CAGAGUUUUGACAGAAAUCACAGUUUUAUUUGAAAAUUCGCCUAAAAUAUGGAAAUUGAAUGUGAAAUACAACUCGGACCACCUGAACGCUCUCCAAAGGUGGAUGUUUUAGUAGUGGGUGCGGGUAUAUCUGGAUUGGUGACGGCAUAUCGACUUUUGGAAAAAGAUCCCUCUUUACGAAUCAGAAUACUGGAGGCAGAUGUUGUCGUUGGUGGGAAUUUGCUACAAUCACCUCUGGGUGAAAUCGGCGCCAAAUGGUUAGAAGAGUCACAAACACAUAUGCACCAGUUGCUUCAUCGAUUGGGAGUGUCGACGCGGCAGCGGACAAUUGUAGAUGAAACAUUGCCGCGUUGUUGGGAACUGGAUCAAAGUGUAUCCGCAAAUUUGGCCAAAUACGAACUGCAACGCUACAUAAAGGAAUUGCAGUUGAAGACACCCUUCUUCAAGCCAGGACGCUUUAGCAUAAGAAAAGACUCAACUAAAAUGGAGAGACAUAUAAAAAACCGGUUAUUUUUCAAUGAAUCCCGUAAAUUUAUGAUGAAUCUAGUGGAAUUGGUUUGCGGUUCGAAGGCGACUAAUAUCACUUACAAGGAAUUCAUGAGCCUUUGUUAUGGUUGCGGUGGCUUACAAAAUAUAAUCAAUAUCUACUUGGAAUGCCCGAAUACUUUGCUAGAGUUCGACAGCACGCAACUACUCAAGGCACUCACACAAAGAUUGCAACAUACAGAAAUUCUACUCUCGCGAAGAGUGAAAUCUAUAUGUCAUUACAAAGACUAUGUUGAGGUGCAUGACUCUACACAAAAUAUCCACACAACCGAUGCUCUUAUCUUCGCAAUUCCAUUAAAUUGUUUACAACAGAUCAACAUCUCUCCGCCAGUGCCCGUGGAGUUGCGCAAAGUUAUGAAUAAUAAAUUGAAAGCGGAGAAAAGCGUGACCAGCUUUAUAGCUGGUUACAGUGAUGGUCACUGGCGGAAAGCCGGCUACUCAGGCAAUUUCCUAAAAAAUGAGCCGCUUAUACUGGGCUACGAAUACCGUCCCAACGUCUACGUGGGCAUGAUGGUUCAUGAUAGUACUAUGGAUGCUUUGGUGCGUGCAAUUGUUUUGGACGCUUUGGCGCAAAACUUUGGUGACGAAAUGAAAAGGCCGCAUAGCUACAAUCAACACACAUUUGAAUUAAGUAAUUUGGCGCAUGUGCCCCUCACGACGCCUUGGCAUCGCGUCAUAUGGUCAUCAUCGGCUGCUGCGUCCACCUGCUAUCGCGGCUUCCUGGGUGGUGCGGUACAAAGCGGGCUGCGGGCUGCAAUGAAUGCGCUAUUAAUAGUGAGACCACAGACAGUGACCUGGACGGACGUCGCCGAUGUACAUUGUCAAAAUUGCCCAAACAUUAAAGGUAUUGGAGUGCUACAAUUGUGGAUGAGUGGGCUCAACCUCUAUAAUGUGGGCUUCUACUCUUUAUAUGCUUCGAGUGUACUUGUAGCGUUGCAACUCGCCUAUAAAAAAUUUGGUUAAAACUUAUCAAGAAUUAUUUAUUAUCAACUUCUGGGUUGUAAAGGAGCCGAUUUCAUCAUAAUUUAACUAAAAUUUCCAGUCAAGUUUUCUGGCCGAGAAUAUUGAAGAGGUCAAUCCCUAACCUUUUACCCUAGAUGUGUACUUGUUACACAAAACGAAAACACGCGCGCAGACAAAUAUGGAUCUGGUACUGAGCUCCAUAGCAGCUCGCCUGGUACCUAGACCAUUGCAUGCCAGGCAAAGUUUUUUUGGAUGUCCUUUUUUUAUUUUAUUUCGAAACCUAUCAUAAUCAACUGCACUGGGGCUGUAUCUGUACCGGAUGAGAUAGAAUGCGGAUUGAAUCUGAUAGAUGCUGGAACACACCGACACAUUUUCUGUGAGUGUCCGGAUAUGGCUGGAUUUUUUGUGAUUACUUAGUUGCUAGUUUAGGUUAGGAAUGCGUCUACCCAGGACGUAGCCAGGGUUUUAUUUGGUGGCCUAAUUCACUAUUCACAGUAAAUUAAAGCAAAAGUAGUUCAAUUUUACAUAUCAUUUACCUAUUUCUGAAUUUUAAGUUAAGCUGAUUUUGUACCAUUCUAGUUUGACAUUGACAGCUCUCUCGUACUCAAGGUCUUGACUGAUAUUCAGGAUCAUAUUUAUGCGGAAGCAAAUUAAUCGUCUACACUCGAGCAACGGUGAAAUGUUAUUGCUGCUUUUUAUGGGAGUCCAUAAAUGUCCCGUACGAGCCAGUCGGGAAUAGAGACAGAAACCAGCGAAGUCAGCCGAAUCAGCCACAUGUCCAUA
Anastrepha obliqua is the source of this 2292-nucleotide messenger RNA. It is a transcript of the gene shps, whose product is annotated as putative flavin-containing monoamine oxidase AofH. Gene Ontology annotation, molecular function: oxidoreductase activity. The transcript is spliced from 3 exons. Bases 49 to 1509 code for a protein of 486 amino acids. Lineage: Eukaryota; Metazoa; Arthropoda; Insecta; Diptera; Tephritidae. The record is from RefSeq and is a predicted model, not a curated record.